UUAAGUAUUUAAUACUGAAUUCAGCCCACGGUUUUGUUUCAGAUUUGGACUUUGGCCCUUUGUGAAUUUGUUUUGACAACCCUGACAUUAACUAUUUAAGAUUGAUGAUUUGACAAACUUGCCAAAGUAAGAUUUCUCAGGACUUCUAGUGCUUUGUUCUGGACACCAACCCAACUAACGCAAUUCCAAGAGUUGCAUUACACUGGAGUACCCCAGAAGAAAGAAAGGGAGGCCAAAAAUGACACAGUGCUGUGCCGGACCAUUGAGAAGGAGCUGCAGCAGCUCCAUCAAAGCUGGGGGAGCAUCGAGAAGUUGGCUGAAGACAGACCGAAGUGGAAAGACUUUGCUGCCCUAUGCGCCGAAUGGCCUGAUGGGAUUAAAUAUGGGCCAUUACAUGUUCAGUUCUAGCGUGAAAAUCGUGAAGCCGAAUGGCGAAAAGCCAGACGGGUUUGAGUCUGGCAUUUCCCAGGCUCUGCUGGAGCUGGAGAUGAACUCGGACCUCAAGGCCCAGCUGCGGGAGCUGAACAUCACUGCUGCAAAGGGGAGAAUUCUGCCAAAACCCACAAGGAAAAGCCGCACAAAGAAUAAGCAGAAGCGCCCAAGGAGCCGUACCCUGACCUCUGUGCACGAUGCCAUUCUGGAGGACCUGGUCUUCCCCAGUGAGAUUGUCGACAAGAGGAUCCGUGUGAAGCUGGACGCCAGCAGGCUCAUCAAGGUCCACCUCGACAAGGCACAGCAAAACAAUGUUGAACACAAAGUGGAGACCUUCUCUGGCGUGUACAAGAAGCUCACAGGCAAAGAUGUUGUAUUUGAAUUCCCUGAGUUCCAGCUGUAAUGUGCAGCUGACGAAAUAAAUUUGUUUACUGUCA
Messenger RNA from Engraulis encrasicolus (European anchovy), 869 nucleotides. RefSeq names its product small ribosomal subunit protein eS7-like. Lineage: Eukaryota; Metazoa; Chordata; Actinopteri; Clupeiformes; Engraulidae. The coding region runs from base 239 to 835 and encodes 198 amino acids. Gene Ontology annotation, cellular component: small-subunit processome; 90S preribosome; ribosome. The transcript has 6 exons. Gene Ontology annotation, molecular function: structural constituent of ribosome. The record is from RefSeq and is a predicted model, not a curated record. Gene Ontology annotation, biological process: rRNA processing; ribosomal small subunit biogenesis; translation.